AUGCAGGGGAGCCGCUCUCAUCUGGAUGCAUCAUCUGUGAUCAGCUCCCCUAUGGCGGAGAGUAUUCUGCUUGAGGCGCGCACAUUCUGCGUGGUCUGCGGCCGCUUUGGAUCCGACUUCGUCCUGCGGAAGUCCGGCCUGAAGUGCAGCGGCUGCGUGGGAAAGGCAGCCAACAAGGAAUGGGCGCGACUACAGCACAGACAAGCGAACGAGUUGCUCUCUCAGGCAACGGCGCGGGCGCGGAUGGGUAGCGGCGCAUCCGCGCUUCUUUCACUAGGCGACACCGCUGGCUGGACGUACAGCAGUAUGAUGGACAGCGACGAACUGAACUCCACGUCAGCAGAACGAUCCGCCACCCACGACAGCACCAGUGAUGUGCGAGUGGUCCCACCGCUCCACCCUCCACGCUCGCGGUACUCGUCGACACAGGCGGAAACACCGCGAGGCAACUCGCACGGCCAUCAGCCGCAUAUCAUGGAGUACAUUUCAAACACCGCGGUUUAUCAAGAAGCUGCUUUAGGACGUCCUAUGACGGAUGUGCUCAGCUCUGCCAGCAAUGCAGCGUGCUCGUCGACACCACGGACCACCGAUGAUAGUUACCUAAACGAUGUAGCCAUGUCGCUCCCGUCGCCACCGGCAAAACAGCACAAGAGGAGCGGGCCACCUGCUAUACCACCACGUGCGCCACCAAACAGAUCACGAGCAUCUUUUGAGUUGAAGGACAAUCCAAAGGAUGCGGAGAAAAAGGAGAAAACAGAACCGAAGGAGGUGCACAAAUCAGAAGGUAAUGAAGCAAAAAUCGAAAAUAACAAGGGAUCGGGAAUGCAUGAAAAGGGAAUUGCGGACAAAGAGGUGCAUGUGAAAAAGGAUGGGAAGAAGGGCUUUGUGUCCGCGAUGAAAUCUGUAGCGAGCCCAGCACCUGCCGCAUCGGGGGAACCCAAGCGCAACUCGGGCAGCGGAGUGAGGCGUGCGCCGAGGGCUGAGAAGGUGGAGGCCGUUGAGGCCGUGGAUGCUGUGGAGUCGAACUGCGACGAUGAGGAAAUAACCGCCUCCAUUGCGCUUCCACCGCUACUACAGUCGGACCCGUACGCCCGCCUCCCAAAGACGCCCCGCGCAGAUGAUUUCAUGAGCCUGCCGGACGCCUCCGCGUCUGACGUGAACCGAGAGGGAACACCAGAGGUGCGGAAAUCCUCCAUUGGAACGGCUGCAACAGCAAGCGAGGCGAAGAACAGAAAUUCGGCACCACACCCUUUCUCUGCCAACGCGUCCGUUGGUCGCAAUGAGACCCACCACACUGCUGGGUCUCGCCGUUCCGUUACCCCAACAGCCGCAAGCCCCAGCCUUAACUCGCUGCGGUCCUCCAUCGACGGUGGCAAGAUGGCGCCGCCUACUAUUUUUGCUGUUUCAAAGACGGCGGGUGAUAACAGCAGCGGAAGCAAGCACUCAUCGCGGGUACCUGCAGUCGCGGCAGUAGCAGGAACCCACAAGAAGAAGUUGCCACGACGAUCGAACACGAAUCAGCAACAGCCACAACAUCUGCAAACACAUCCUUCACAUGUGGAUCCCAUGUCUCGACAGUUUGGACGCUGCGAAGUGACGUCUGCGGAGCUUCUUGUGUCGUCUUCUUCGCCCUCGUCCACAUCAUCGUCCUCUGCCUCUGCGACUGCAAAUGGCGAAGAUCCGUUGCUGGAUAAGCACACACCUGGAGAUUCGACUCUGCAGCCAAAGCCGUUGGGAGUUGUUGAGAAUGCCAUGAUGCCAUGCAAUAUCAAUAUUGAUCGUCUGUAUGUUGCCGUGGAAUUUCAGCAUUACGCAUCGCCAGAUGAGUCAAUCUCUUUCUCUCAUGUUCGUCGCUUAUCAUCAUCGUCGUCGGGCACGAGUGCUAUGAACCAAUCUGCUACUCCCGUUCCAUCAGCACCAGGGAGUAAAUUCACUGUGACAAAGCACUUUUCAUCUGCGCACCAGCGUCAGGAAAGCUCAGGCUCUCUUAUCACGCCGCGCUGGCCUCUCGAUCAGCGUUUGGUUGCCUCUCCUGCUGGAGGAUUAGGAGGUGUUAGCAGCAACGACGCUGCAUCGCAACGACACGGUGGCCGUCGGCGCAAUGUAGCUUCUUCUGAAGGCGUAGAAGCAAAGAAGCUCGCUUUUAUUUUAUUUGUGCGUGAUCGUGACACAAAGGAGGAUCUUUAUUCUGUGAAACGCCGCUACUUUGUUGACCUGGCGCCCACGUUCCACGAACUGAAGACAUUAAUGAAUACGCUACCGCCAGUACCUGUUCGCCGCCUGCCGAGCGUGCGUUGUGUGACGGAAGCUUUCAUCACUGAACGACGAGUGGAGUGCCAAAAUUUCCUUGACGCGGUGGUACAGAACCACUUCCUGAUACGCCACCCAAAGAUUGUGGAGCUUCUGCGGUUAGAGCCGUUCCUGAAUAACGCGUCGGCAUCGCGGGAGCGGUUAGACAACGACGCUGCGCGUCACGCUGGGAAUUAUGGUUCCUCCCCCUCCACCAUGAAGCAGACGUCGUCAGUGUCGCUCCAUCUUAAUGAAGAUGCACUAGAUAAGCUCCGCUCAAUGUCUUCCAUGGGCCGCCUUGGUCGGCACCUGAGCACCUCGAGCUGUAUCUCAACAACUUCUUCUGUGGCACGUCGUGGCGUAAUGGAUUCGGUUAGCAAGGAAGACCUUGAAAAGGUGCAGCUAGGCAACUUAAUAGGCCGUGGAACGUUUGGUACUGUUUACCUCGGGCUUCUACCGGGCUGUUCCGCGGUGGUUGCAGUGAAGGUGGUGCGCGUGAAUGAGAACGUAGACGAGGACUUCCUCCUUUCGAUGCGGAAGGAGCUCGACGUGCUUCGGGCUGCGCGUCACAAGAAUAUCAUCCGUUUCCUAGGAAGCACGUACCUUGAACGUGAGCGGGAGUUGCGUGUCUUCACGGAGUACGUCGAGUGCGGUAACGUUUCCACAAUGGUGAAAAAGUUUGGCAGCCUGCCACUUCUGGUUAUUCAGAAGUACAUGACGCAAAUCCUUCGCGGCCUGCAUUAUCUGCACAAUAUGGCGAUUGUGCACCGCGACAUCAAGGGUGAAAAUAUUCUCAUCACCAAGAAGGGUCGCUGCAAGUUGGCGGACUUUGGUUGCAGUGGUACUCUCCACGAGGUUGAGGGAAGGGAGGACAUGCAGGGCUCACCGCUGUGGAUGGCUCCAGAGAUUAUUCACGGCGCGCCACCGGCAACAGCAGGUGACAUUUGGGCACUCGGCUGCGUCGGCAUAGAGAUGCUGCAGCGCCCCAUUUGGAACAUUGAGAGUGACAUCAACCCUUACAUCUUCCUCUACCGUGUAGGGAAGAUGAAUAUGCCACCCCAUGGCUUGCCGACAGCAGAAGAGCUUCAGCAGUUCAGUGGAAGGGAGGAGACACGGGACGAGUACGAGUGCUUUGGCAUGUACCGUGACUUCCUUUCCCAUUGCCUGCGCGUGAGUGCGGAGGAGCGCUGGGGCGCCGCCGAGCUGUUGAAGCACCCAUUCCUUCAGAAGCCCUUCGCGAAGCACAUGCGUUGGAUGCCGCCGCCGGAAAGUGCCGGAAAAGAUGAAAAGCCGGCAAAGUAG
This is a messenger RNA of Trypanosoma grayi, 3591 nucleotides long. Its product is annotated as protein kinase. Bases 1 to 3591 code for a protein of 1196 amino acids. The transcript has a single exon. NCBI's taxonomy places the organism in Eukaryota, Euglenozoa, Kinetoplastea, Trypanosomatida, Trypanosomatidae. Gene Ontology annotation, biological process: protein phosphorylation. The record is from RefSeq and is a predicted model, not a curated record. Gene Ontology annotation, molecular function: phosphatidylinositol binding; ATP binding; protein kinase activity.